UUAGAGUCGUGUCCUCAAAGGACACUCAUUCACUCCUUUUGGUUCAGAGUCCAGACCGGAACCUAUCCAGGUGCCGAAUUAAUCGCGUUAUUUUCUAUUGCAUUGGUACUCCCUUUUUCCUCGUUACACCACACAUAAAUUUCAUUACUACUUCUCUUCCAUUUCCCUUUCUUCACCCUUCUUUUCCGCUGCGAUGUUCAUUCUCUCUCUCUAAUCCCAAUUCAUUCCCCUUUCCACAACAACUCAUUCCUCUUCGUCAUGACUGCAACUUCUCUCAUCACUAUUACUCCCGACGAGCUCAGGUUUCAAUUUGAGCUGGAAAAGCAAACAUUUUGUGAUCUUAAAGUCUUGAAUAACACACAGGACUAUGUUGCUUUCAAGGUCAAAACCACUUCUCCUAAGAAGUAUUUUGUACGGCCAAACACAGGUGUUAUACAUCCCUGGGAUUCAUGUAUCAUCAGAGUGACUCUCCAAGCUCAACAUGAAUACCCUCCAGACAUGCAAUGUAAAGACAAGUUUCUCUUACAGAGUACAAUAGUGAGUCCAAAUACUGAUGUGGAUGAUCUUCCUCAAGAUACGUUUACUAAGGAUAGUGGUAAUUCGAUAGAGGAUUUGAAACUAAGAGUCUCAUAUAUUUCUCCCACGUCACCCGAAGGAAGCUCUGAAGAUGAUGGGAAGAAUUCCACACAAAAACUUGAUUCAUCUUCUAGUCAGGCUGUACAGGUCCUGAAGGAAGAAAGAGAGACCAUUCUCAGACAAACGCGGCAGCUUCAACAGGAACUGGACAUGCUGAAAAGGCGAAGAAACCAAAGAGGCGAUCCUGGCUUUUCCUUCACCUUCGCCGUUUUUGUUGGUCUCAUCGGAUUUUUGCUUGGCUUUCUUUUGAAAUUUUUAUUCUCUUCACCAUCUACAGAAUAAUUGAAAGUUGAAACCGUUCAAAACCUUUGCAUGCAUGCAGACUUUCGGCGUUGUUCACUGUAAAAGUGUAAAGUUCUAUAUUCUUUUAAAUGAGAGAUUUUUUAUUUA
Messenger RNA from Vicia villosa (hairy vetch), 1026 nucleotides. Its product is annotated as vesicle-associated protein 2-1. Gene Ontology annotation, biological process: endoplasmic reticulum membrane organization. Gene Ontology annotation, cellular component: plasma membrane; endoplasmic reticulum membrane. The transcript has 7 exons. The record is from RefSeq and is a predicted model, not a curated record. Lineage: Eukaryota; Viridiplantae; Streptophyta; Magnoliopsida; Fabales; Fabaceae. Bases 259 to 918 code for a protein of 219 amino acids.